ACCCCCCCAACAAAAAAAAAAAAAAAAAAAAAAAAAAAUCAAAUUGGGUCUGGAGAGAGAGAGAGAGAGAGAGAGGGGAAAUAGAGGAGGGAGGGAGCCAGAGCCGGAAUCGUAAAGCUUGUAAGCUGAUACAUUCCGACGCUUUUUUCGAUUAUCUGCAAUGGGGAUCUGGUGAGUGGAGAAGGAGAUGUAACGGUCAAGUAGAACUCUCUAGUUUUAUUUAUCACAAUGUCUUCUUCUCUUUCCCGAUUAAGCUGUCUCUGCUUUGCAUCUACAUCUACAAGAGGUUACUGCAAUAUCUUGUACACCAUGAAUAUAAGAUGGCCGAGGCUUUUAACCCCCACACAUCUUUCUCAGAUUAUAAGGACGCAGAAAAAUCCAUUAACUGCUCUCAAAAUCUUCAAUGAAGCUAAAUCCAAGUACCCUAAUUACCGUCACAAUGGUCCAGUUUAUGCCGCCAUGAUUGGCAUCCUUGGGAACUCUGGCCGAAUCACCGAGAUGAAAGAGGUGAUUGAUCAAAUGAAAAUAGACUCCUGUGAGUGCAAAGAUUCAGUUUUUGUAGAUGCAAUCAAGACCUAUGAGAGAGCUGGGUUGCUGGAUGAAGUAUUAACUCUCUUUAAGAACAUUCCAAAAUUCAACUGUGUGAACUGGACGGAAUCUUUCAAUACCGUUUUGCAAAUAAUGGUGAAUGAGUCUAGGUUUGAAACCGCUCACCGUCUUUUCGUGGAGAAUUCUUGUGGGUGGGAAGUCAGGUCUAGGAUUCGGUCUUUGAAUUUGCUUAUGCGUGCUCUGUGCGAAAGGGGUCGUUCAGAUAUUGCUUUGCAAGUUUUCCAAGAGAUGGAUUAUCAGGGUUGCUAUCCGGAAAGAGAAACUUAUCGAACAUUGAUGAGAGGGUUGUGUGAAGAUGGCAGGCUGAAUGAGGCAAAACAUUUAUUAUAUUCAAUGUUUUGGAGGAUUUCUCAGAAGGGUAGUGGUGCAGAUAUUGUAAUCUACAGGACCCUGUUAGAUGCUUUCUGUCAUCAUGGACAGGUUGAGGAGGCAAUGGAAAUACUAGGAAAGAUAUUAAGGAAGGGGCUCAAGGCUCCCAAACGAAGUAGUCAUCGUAUUGAUCUCAGUUACUGCAGAGAUGGUCAAGAUGUGGAAAGAAUUAAACAAUUGAUCAAUGAAGCUCUGAUAAAAGGUGGCAUUCCCAGUUUGGCUAGUUACACUGCCAUGGCUAUUGAUCUUUACAAAGAAAAUAAAAUUGUUGAAGCUGACAAAGUUCUCGAGGUAAUGCAAGAUGGAGGCUUUAGGCCGACGCCUUUGAUUUAUGAAGCAAAGAUGGAAGCAUUAUGUAGGGAAGGGAAAGUUGAUGAAGCAGUGAAAGUGAUUGAAACGGAAAUGAUGGAGGGAACUUGUGUUCCAACUGUUAGACUUUAUAAUGUUGUGCUGAGAGGGCUUUGUAAUGGAGGCAAAUCGGCAUUUGCUGUUGGAUACUUAAAGAAGAUGGCUAAACAAGUGGGUUGUGUUGCUGAUAAGGAAACUUACACUAUUUUAGUUGAUGGACUAUGUCGUGAGGGUAGAUUUGCGGAAGCAAGCCGUGUUUUGGAGGAGAUGUUAAUCAAAUCACACUGGCCUUGUGUUGAAACCUAUAAUGUAGUGAUCAAGGGUCUAUGUUCUGUGGGCAGGCAAUAUGAAGCUGUUCUUUGGCUGGAGGAGAUGAUUAGCCAAGGCAUGCUACCACAAAGUUCUUCAUGGAACUCGUUGGUUUCAUCCGUUUGUUGUAACCUUGGAAUCUGCAACGAGGCUUAUAGUCUACUCACAGCCUCUUGAUUGCCUAACAUACAAUACAGUCAAUGUUGAAUACUUAUUCUACACAUCUUUUCCCCCUUUUUUUAAUCGUUUGUCCAUGUUAUUUAGUUAAUUUGUUUUGAAGUUCAAGAAACUAUUGGAAGUGUUUAUAUAAUUGAAUAGGUUAUUGUUUUUGUUGAA
Molecule: messenger RNA, 1971 nt
Organism: Ziziphus jujuba (common jujube)
Lineage: Eukaryota; Viridiplantae; Streptophyta; Magnoliopsida; Rosales; Rhamnaceae
Product: pentatricopeptide repeat-containing protein At1g05600
Exons: 2
Coding region: 229-1812 (527 amino acids)
Molecular function (GO): protein binding
Source: RefSeq, a predicted model, not a curated record